Vitis riparia (riverbank grape) is the source of this 1694-nucleotide messenger RNA. RefSeq lists its product as uncharacterized. Gene Ontology annotation, molecular function: protein binding. The record is from RefSeq and is a predicted model, not a curated record. The coding region runs from base 105 to 1493 and encodes 462 amino acids. The transcript has a single exon. Lineage: Eukaryota; Viridiplantae; Streptophyta; Magnoliopsida; Vitales; Vitaceae.
AUAAGCAAGCCGAGGCCCCCCAAACGACCUUUCCCUUUUCGCCAGGUAUUCUCAUCGUCUCAUGGCUCAACCCUGCAGAUAACCCUAGCACAGACCCAUCUCCCAUGGAGAAUUACUACCCUUAUCCAGAUUCUCACGACUCCUCUCCACGGUCGCGAGAAAUUGACCCUGAAAAUGCUUCAUGGGACGAACCUCCUUCCAAUUACAAGGUCAAGUUCAUGUGCAGUUAUGGAGGCAAGAUCCAUCCCAGGCCGCAGGACAACCAGCUUGCUUACGUUGGAGGUGAAACCAAGAUCUUAUCAGUCGAUCGCAACAUGAAAUUCCCCGGAUUCAUGUCCAAGAUUUCCUCGAUCUGUGAGGGGGAAGUGUGCUUGAAGUAUCAGUUACCCGGUGAAGAUCUCGACGCUUUGAUCUCGGUUACCAACGAUGAGGAUCUUGAACACAUGAUGCUCGAGUACGAUCGAUUGUGCCGCCCAUCCAACAAGCAGGCCAGACUCAGGUUAUUUCUCUUCCCGCUGACCCCUCCUGCAUCCACCAGUUUCGGUUCCAACGAGACCAAAUCGGAGCGGCAGUGGUUCGUGGACGCACUGAAUUCUGUGCAGAUCCAGCCUCUGGAAGGUUCUUCACCUCAGGCGGCGGCCUCCGAGACCAAUCCGGAUUUUCUGUUUGGGUUGGAUAAAGGGCUCGCUCCGCCUCCCCCCGUGAAAUUGCAGGAUCCAACGCCUCCACCCACGGUUCCAGAUGUGCUUCCCAAGGAUUAUUCAGUGAGAUCGGAUCCAGGAUCGGAGGAUCGCCAUGUUGUUGGAGAUCCAGUGGUGUCCCCCGCGGACUACCAGAGGCAGAUCCAGGAAUUGCAGAGGUUGCAGAUUGCCAGCCAAGAGCAGGCGAUGUUCCAAAGAAAAAACGAUGAAAGCAACACGCGGGCUUAUCCUGCAGAAUACUAUCAACAGAAGAUUCCAGAAAAACUUGCACCGGCGCCACAGCAGAUGCCGGUGUCAAUUCCGGCUACUUACUGGCCAGAAAGGCACAUGACGACGGGAGGUUACCCGGUUGCAGCUUCAACCGGAACAGAGCAAUCCGUUUACCUAAUACAUACAUCUGCCGGUGUGUAUCAAACUCCUGGUUUACGACCGAUGACAGGACAGCUAGCUCAGCCUUACUACGGAAUGCAGAGAGUGGUAUCUGACGUGUACCGGGAACCGCAAGUUUACAAUGCCGCUCCGCCACAUCAGCAGCAAAAAGUAGGCGCGUAUGGAGAAGGGAUGGGAAUGAUGCGGCCUUCAGCGAGCGGUGUUGGUGUGACUGAGCAAGGAUAUGCGCAGGUUACCUAUGACAGCACUGGGCGGCAGGUUUACUACACUACACCGGGAGGGGCGGCUCCCUCGUAUCAGGCAGUGACAACGGCUGCUGCGCAAGGUGAUGUUAGACAAGGAGGUGUGACGAUCAAUCAAGAUGGCAAGGUUGUUGCCAAGACUAGCCAAGGUUCUCUAUGAUUUUACUUAUUAUUAUUAUUUUUAUUUAGAGACAAAUAAAAUGAUAGAUUAUAUAUAGCUUUAUUUGUUUCAGUGCUUGAGUUGAUAGUUGUUGCAGUGCCGAGUGAUGUUGGCUUGAUCAUGUUUUGUACAUGACAUUGUUAAAAGAGUGUGAUUUUGAUGAUUUUCUCCGUAGUUCAAUGCCAAUCUCUUUUGUGUAAA